This is a messenger RNA of Oncorhynchus masou masou (cherry salmon), 798 nucleotides long. Its product is annotated as hatching enzyme 1.2-like. NCBI's taxonomy places the organism in Eukaryota, Metazoa, Chordata, Actinopteri, Salmoniformes, Salmonidae. Gene Ontology annotation, biological process: proteolysis. Gene Ontology annotation, molecular function: zinc ion binding; metalloendopeptidase activity. The transcript has a single exon. The record is from RefSeq and is a predicted model, not a curated record. The coding region runs from base 1 to 798 and encodes 265 amino acids.
AUGGAGCAAAGCCUCUCUCUCAGCAUCCUGCUGCUGGUACUGGGCAUCUCUCAGGCCCAAAUGGACCACAGUGGACCAGCCAUGUGGAUAGACCACCUUGAGGCUGUAGACAUCACUGAGAGAAUUCUGACCGCUAAUAACGGCUCUGAUGAGAUGCUGAUGGAGGGAGACCUGGUGGUACCAAGAACCAGAAACGCCAUGCAGUGCAUGCAAGGAGGAAACAGCUGCCUGUGGAACAAAGCCUCUAGCGGAUACAUUGAAGUGCCCUACACAAUAGAAGACAGCAGAUUCACUCCCUCCGACAGGAAGGAGAUUGAGCACGCCGUCCAGUCGUUCCACAGCAAGACCUGCAUUCGCUUUGUGCCACGUGGCAACCAGAAAGACUACAUCAGCUUUGAGAGUUUGAGCGGCUGCUACUCUUCUCUCGGGAGAAUUGGAGGGAAACAAACGGUCUCUGUUAACAGCGUUGGCUGCAUCUUUCUCGGCAUCAUUCAGCACGAGACCCUCCACGCUCUGGGAUUCCAGCACGAGCAAACCAGGAGCGACCGUGACCAGUACAUCAAGAUCAACUGGAGUAACAUCGACUCUAACAUGGCCUAUAACUUCGAUAAACAAAACACCAACAACCUGAACACUCCCUAUGACUACAGCUCUGUCAUGCACUAUGGAAAAACAGCCUUCUCUAUCAACGGGAUGGACACCAUCACCCCCAUCCCCAACCCUGACGUGUCCAUCGGCCAGAGACAGGGGAUGUCCACCACGGACAUCCUGAGGAUCAACCGACUCUACAGCUGCUGA